Molecule: messenger RNA, 1428 nt
Organism: Cuculus canorus (common cuckoo)
Lineage: Eukaryota; Metazoa; Chordata; Aves; Cuculiformes; Cuculidae
Product: core histone macro-H2A.2
Exons: 10
Coding region: 308-1426 (372 amino acids)
Biological process (GO): nucleosome assembly
Cellular component (GO): nucleosome
Molecular function (GO): DNA binding; structural constituent of chromatin; protein heterodimerization activity
Source: RefSeq, a predicted model, not a curated record
GGCUUCAGUGCCCCUGUGAAUCUUCUUUCAGUAGGAAUGCGCUCUGUGUCUGUAGCUUUUGAGUAGGAGAAACCGAAUAGCACUGUUUGCGUAUUGGCUGUGCCUCAUUUAUGCAGACCUUGACAUGUUGAUUUCUGAAACUGCUUCCUGGCCGGCUUUUCAAGUUCAGCCUCACUUGCAGGUCGCAUCUGUUUCUGUGUCUCCAAGUUAUUCUUACUUCUUCUUAUGUGUUCUUACCACCUAAAGCUUUUGGAUUGGAGCAAGGGGAUAAGAAUCACCAGCAAAUUGAAAAGUGCAAAGCUGCAAGAUGUCGGGCCGAAGCGGGAAGAAGAAAAUGUCCAAGCUCUCGCGUUCCAGCAGGGCAGGUGUUAUUUUUCCUGUGGGGAGGAUGAUGCGCUACUUAAAGAAAGGGACAUACAAAUACCGGAUAGGUGUUGGAGCACCAGUUUACAUGGCAGCCGUCAUAGAGUACCUAGCAGCUGAAAUUCUAGAACUAGCAGGAAAUGCAGCACGAGACAACAAGAAAGGGAGAAUUGCCCCCAGACACAUCCUCCUGGCUGUUGCUAAUGAUGAGGAACUGAAUCAGUUGCUGAAAGGUGUGACUAUCGCAAGUGGAGGUGUCCUGCCCAGAAUUCAGCCAGAGCUUCUAGCCAAGAAACGAGGUGCCAAAGGCAAGUCUGAGACUAUCCUCUCCCCUGCUCCCGAGAAGAAAGGAAGGAAAUCCGUGGUGAACAAAAAGAGUGGGAAGAAGGCAAAGUCUACCAAAGCCCGGACACCCAAAAAGAACAAACAAAAGGACAAUGAAAAAGAAGGAACUUCAAAUUCAGCAUCUGAAGAUGGACCUGGGGAUGGUUUCACUAUCUUGUCCUCCAAGAGCCUUGUGCCUGGACAAAAGCUUUCUCUGACACAGAGUGACAUCAGCCAUAUUGGCUCCAUGAAAGUAGAAGGCAUCGUUCACCCUACAACUGCUGAAAUAGACCUCAAGGAGGAAAUAGGCAAGGCUUUGGAAAAGGCAGGAGGGAAAGAGUUUUUAGAAACGGUGAAAGAGCUUCGCAAAUCUCAAGGACCUUUGGAAGUUGCUGAAGCUGCACUUACUCAGUCUAGCGGCCUUGCAGCAAAGUUUGUCAUCCACUGUCACAUCCCACAGUGGGGCUCAGACAAGUGUGAAGAGCAGCUUGAAGAGACCGUAAAGAACUGCUUAACAGCCGCAGAAGACAAGAAGUUGAAAUCUGUGGCUUUCCCCCCGUUUCCCAGUGGCAGAAACUGCUUCCCAAAACAGACGGCAGCCCAGGUGACUCUAAGAGCUAUUUCCACCCAUUUUGAUGGCACCAGCUCUUCCUCCUUGAAGAACAUUUACUUUCUUCUCUUCGACAGUGAAAGUAUUGGCAUCUAUGUGCAAGAAAUGGCCAAACUAGACACUAAGUAGCA